GUUACAGCGGCAAUUCCACAAGUGUUUGGACGCGCAUCAUAACAAUUGAAUUAAAACUUAAUCAUGCUUGUGGCCAAAGAUAAAGCGCCAAGUGCGAAAAGAAAACGUGCCGAGGAUCCUCUGACUGGUACCACAGCGCCACCGCCUGCCAAACAGAGAAUGGUUGUCACACCUUGGCGGGACACCACAGAGUUUAGCACUGUAUAUGAUUGGUUGUUUGGAAAGCUGACGGUACCUGCAAAUCGUCGAAAGGCGCUUAGUUAUAUGCGAAUAUGGAACCUGCGUCGGGGCAAUCUAUGUCCGGCUUCGGUGUUAGCGACUGCCGUUCUGGUCAAGGCGCAGCUGGAAGAUAAAGAAGGCAGCAGCAAUAUACAGUCAACAUAUGCCAGCGCCUUUACACGCUUCUUCAACUUUAUGUCUUCGAUUAUGCAAAAUUACAAUAUGGCCAGCAUGUAUGCCACGGCACAACAACUCGGCCUACAAUCUUUUAUCGUGGACUUAAGGCAUUUGUGUGCCCAUGGACAGGAGCUGCCACCUGUAGUUGUAUUGCGACACACAGCCGCCCACUGUUUGGAAUGGCUGCGUACAUUUUACUGGCUUCCGCAAAAAGAGAGCCUGAGUAAUUUGGAUGCGCCAAAACUGCAGCGAAAGGAUGUUGUCAAAUUUGAGAAUGAGCUGGGAAUUCUGUUUGAAAUGUUUGAUUUGGCGUUAGAAUGCCAACUAAAGGGAGCACAAAAGCUGAAGAUGAUCAGUAAACUCAAGCCUAGCGCGGAGUUCAACAAAAUUCGAGUUUAUUGUUCCACAAGAAAACUGAAGAGUACAAACGAAAUCAUAGAUACUGUAGUGAACGAACUGGGUAUAGCUGUAAAAUGCCAAAAUUCCACAAUGAAGGAUUUGGUCGACAUUUAUAUGGCUGGUGUACUUAAAAUGAACUAUUUCCUUGGCGCAGGCCUUGCGCACAAUGAAAGCGAGGAGCUCGUAAUUAAGGCCACCCAGGGCCUCUUCCGACUUCUGGCCAAACAGGGUUACAUUGAAAAUAUGUUCGUUGCCUUCGUACAAUUAUCAGAGAAUGCAAAUGAAUGUGAUGAGAGGCGACGAGGCGCGAGUUAUUGGGCUACAAAGAUGUUACAGACUUUUGGCAUGCUGUGCCGAAUGAAGCGUAUGUACAAAGAGGAAUUGGAUAUGAACUCCAACUUCAAGGCAGUAGAUUUUACGACACUUAAUAAAUCUGAGAUAUCAAAAACUAUGCGUCGUCUGCUUAUCCACUCGGGAGUGGAUCAGACUCUCACCUUGGUAUUUGGCGAAUGUGCUAAGAAGCCUCGCUCUUGGGUAUUUGAACGAGAAUUUCUAAUGAAUAGAUUGGGUCCUUUAAAUAAAUACUCAGUGCCCGUCUUGAAAGGUUUGCUGCCUCUCGUGGUUCCGCCUCUAACAGAAGAACAAAUUGAAGAUUUUACAAAGCUUUGUACCGUUAAAAUGCUGGACACAAAUGAGGAGAAACCCCUUAAUGUUAAAAAUCAAUCUACGGGGGGUACCAAAAGUGAUAAUUCGGAUGAAACCGAAACUGAAUUUGGCAUAUGGAAACUGGAUAAAGACAAUGCCUGGUCAAGAUGUGCACUUGGAGUACUGCCAACAAUUGCAAAUUAAGUGGACUUCUUUAAAUAGUGAACAAAAUAGAUAAAUCUAAAAAGCCUUUAAAAAAAUGGAGUUCAAUAAAACUACAUUUGAAUAAUAUA
This is a messenger RNA of Drosophila hydei, 1733 nucleotides long. RefSeq lists its product as uncharacterized. Gene Ontology annotation, molecular function: endonuclease activity. The record is from RefSeq and is a predicted model, not a curated record. Bases 64 to 1644 code for a protein of 526 amino acids. The transcript is spliced from 5 exons. Gene Ontology annotation, cellular component: Las1 complex; preribosome, large subunit precursor. Gene Ontology annotation, biological process: maturation of 5.8S rRNA; maturation of LSU-rRNA. Lineage: Eukaryota; Metazoa; Arthropoda; Insecta; Diptera; Drosophilidae.